Magallana angulata is the source of this 1038-nucleotide messenger RNA. RefSeq lists its product as uncharacterized. NCBI's taxonomy places the organism in Eukaryota, Metazoa, Mollusca, Bivalvia, Ostreida, Ostreidae. The coding region runs from base 66 to 527 and encodes 153 amino acids. The record is from RefSeq and is a predicted model, not a curated record. The transcript has 4 exons.
GGUAUUUUGUGUCAUACGUUGAUGAGCAAUAAACUAAAGACAACUGCUGAAAAAAAGAGGAUAAAAUGAACUCAUGUCAUGUUUUAUUCGCCAUAGUUCUCACGAAAUAUGUCUUAAUGGCUAAAGCUGGUACUCUUAAGGAACAAACAGGAAAACUGAACGCGACUUUUCCUUGCGGUGAUCUCGAAGCUGGCCAGAGAUGUAAGAUUCCGUUCGAGUUCUGUGACACCAUCAUGGGAUCGUGCACGUUGUGUAAUGUCGAUAUAUGCAGGGAGAAAUCCAGACCUAGCUGCAACAUAUUCUGUGAUGAUACAAGAAUUGAAAUAAAGAAAACAUUGAAUGAGCCUUCUUCAGAUUACAAGCAAGAUUACCAUAUCACUCUAGGUGUAUUGAUAGUGAUUGUGAUUGUCGUCUUGUAUAUUGUUGUGGUAAGCAUAACCAUGGUCAUACACCGACGAAAAAGAAACAAUCGUGAAGAUUUACCCGAGCAAAGGGAUAUGAGACCAAUCGCAAAUCCAACAGACUGAAUACAGCAGUAAAUAGAUCUUUCAAGACCUAUGACAAUACAGCCAAUGAUGAAUCUAACUGAUUAUUUAUUUUUAAUUGUUAAUCAUAUUUCAGGCACGUAGCAUCAGGGGAACCGGGGGGGGGGGGGGGCUGCAUUUUUUUUUUAAAUUUACACACAAAAAAAUUGAAUUAACAUGGAGUUGCCACCCCCCUCUUUUAUUGGACCAUGUAAAAAUUGAAUUGAAAAUAAGUAAAUGAACAGUGAAAUUGAAGUGAAAGGUAUACCUCCUCCCCCCCCCCCCCGAAAACUAAUUUUUAUUGUAAGUUAACUUCUUUUUUUGCUUGUCAAAUUUUUUUUUGGGAUUAGUCUGCCCCCCCCCCUUUUUCAAAAACGAUGCUACGUGCCUUUAUUAUGAUUUGGACAUUUUAAAAUUGUUCUGUAUAAAAUGUAUGUGUAUUCAUGUGCCUGUAGUUUGUUUCUUAUGUUGUUUUUUUUAUAUAACUAUAUCAAGUAUUUCCAUAAUGAAAUAA